This is a messenger RNA of Danaus plexippus (monarch butterfly), 636 nucleotides long. It is a transcript of the gene Trmt112, whose product is annotated as multifunctional methyltransferase subunit TRM112-like protein. Lineage: Eukaryota; Metazoa; Arthropoda; Insecta; Lepidoptera; Nymphalidae. Gene Ontology annotation, molecular function: protein heterodimerization activity. Gene Ontology annotation, biological process: rRNA (guanine-N7)-methylation; tRNA methylation; peptidyl-glutamine methylation. Bases 238 to 615 code for a protein of 125 amino acids. The transcript has a single exon. The record is from RefSeq and is a predicted model, not a curated record.
UCAGUCAUGACAGUUUUGGUUUUCUGGGUAUUAAUAUUACUGCGGUAUUAAGUACAUGUGGUUGUUAUAACAUAAUUUUGCUAAGCGAGAAACAUACAUAAGAACAAUAUCUAAGGAUUUAUAUGAGGUGCUUAUGGAUUCAAUCGUGUCCGUAGGUGUAUUUGAAUCAAUACUGUCCUGUAAAUCGAUUGAGUAAGCCUUGAUAAUUAAAAAAUUGUUUUUCAUGAGUAAAAUAAAAUGAAGCUUAUCACACAUAAUAUGCUUACUUCGAAAUGUUUAAAAGGUGUCGUUACCGGUUAUCCCCUUGCCAUUAAUGCUACAGAUGUUAAAAUAAAUGAAGUGGAUUUUAACCCCGAAUUCGUUACCAGGAUUAUACCUAAAUUAGAUUGGGAAGUUUUGUGGAAAGCUGCGCAAAGUAUAGGUCAUGGUGAUGGUUUACCACAAGUUAUACAGCCGAAAUAUGAAGAAGAUUCUGAAUUCUUAAAGAAGGCACAUAGAGUCUUAUUAGAAGUUGAGGUAGAAGAAGGUUAUCUCACCUGCCCUGAAUCAGGAAGACAAUUUCCAAUAACUAAAGGCAUCCCAAAUAUGUUACUCACUGAAGCAGAAGUACAAUAAAGAAAUGUCAAAGUAAAUAAA